Messenger RNA from Meleagris gallopavo (turkey), 330 nucleotides. RefSeq names its product ATP synthase membrane subunit e (gene ATP5ME). The record is from RefSeq and is a predicted model, not a curated record. Gene Ontology annotation, cellular component: proton-transporting ATP synthase complex. Gene Ontology annotation, biological process: proton motive force-driven ATP synthesis. NCBI's taxonomy places the organism in Eukaryota, Metazoa, Chordata, Aves, Galliformes, Phasianidae. Gene Ontology annotation, molecular function: proton transmembrane transporter activity.
UCCGCCGCCAGGAUGAUCCCACCGGUGCAGGUCUCGCCCCUUAUCAAGUUCACCCGGUACUCGGCGCUGCUUGUGGGGAUGAUCUACGGCAAGAAACGAUACGACUACCUAAAGCCUAUUGCUGAGGAGGAGAGAAGGAUAGAGGCGGAGGAGAAGAAGAAGCGUGAGGAGCUCGAACGGAUCGCAAAGGAACUGGCAGAAGCAUCUGAAGAUUCCAUUUUGAAAUGAACAAAGGAUUGGAUCUUAAUUUUAGAUGCAUGGCUAGGCUCUGAAUGGUGUAGUGGUUGAUGGUCUCUGCAUGUUACUCUACCAAUAAAGUACUUAACAACA